GCAACCCUUCCGCCCUUAGCCAAACAGGCAGAGGCAGAGAGGCAGUCAAAAUUUCCCAAUGGUUUUCCAUGUUUCAUAAACCUGGGUGCACCAUGCAUGUCACAUUGCCUACCCCCCAUCUAAAUCAUCACCAUCGUCAUCAUUCAUCAUUUUAUUAUCUUGAUUAGCAUGAAUGAUAAGAACAUUAGAGAGAGUAACGAGAUUAAUAACACACUCACCUUCAUCUCGUUGUUCUUUAAGGCCUCAACCCAAGUAAAGUGGGUGGAAGCAGAAUGAAAGUUGAAAUAGAAGAAGCCAUGAAGCAACAUCUUCUUCCUGAAUCAUCUCAGGAAAACAACUUCCCUUCUCUUAUCAAACGCUUGUAUGUUGGGCACUUUCUGGCUAGAUGGGGAGCAAGAAUGUGGGAAUUCUCUGUUGCUUUAUAUAUGAUCAACCUUUGGCCAGAUUCCCUGCUUUUUGCUGCUAUUUAUGGUGUUGUGGAAUCUGCAUCUACUGCAAUAUUUGGUCCUAUUGUUGGUCAGUGGGUGGAUAGGUUAACAUAUGUUCAGGUUCUCAGACUCUGGUUGUUGACCCAAAAUCUUUCCUUUAUUGUUGCUGGAGGCACAGUCAUAGCAUUAUUAUUCUACUCAAAUUUGAAGUUACUUGUCGCGUUAACUAAUAUUUCUGGAGCAGUUGGUGUGCUUUCAACUCUUGCUGGCACCAUUUUGGUAGAAAGAGAAUGGGUGGUGGUGAUUUCAAAUGGAAAAUCUCCAGAAGUACAGACAAAUAUGAAUUCAGUCAUCCGAAGGAUCGAUCUGACUUGCAAGCUACUUGCCCCUGUGUUUAGUGGCUUAAUUAUUAGCUUCGUAUCACUGAAAGCAUCUGCUAUGACUUUAGCACUGUGGAAUGCUAUAGCUGUGUGGUUGCAGUAUUGGCUUCUAAUGUCUGUUUAUAAUGGAAUUCCAGCUUUAGGUGAAAGCAAUCAAAAAAGGAUGGCGAGACUUUCCCUAAGUGAUUCAUUGCAGAGUUCAUAUAUUUCUGAGGACACACAGAGUUUGCUUUCUUAUGCCGAAAGUGAUUUAGAAAUGAGAGAGCAGAAUUGGAAAAGUAAAAUAAUUCAACAGCUUUCAAAGAUCCCAUACAUAGAUGCAUGGAGUGUGUACUUACAGCAGGAAGUGGUGCUUCCCGGAGUCUCACUAGCUUUGUUGUAUUUUACUGUCUUAAGCUUCGGAACAUUAAUGACAGCUGCUUUGGAAUGGAAGGGGAUACCUGCUUAUGUUAUUGGUAUAGCACGUGGAGUGAGUGCUAUAGUUGGAAUAUCUGCAACAGUUUUGUACCCGGUUGUACAAUCACAUAUUUCAACUCUUCGAACUGGAGUAUGGUCAAUCUGGAGUCAGUGGAUCUUUCUAUUUCUAUGUGUUGCUUCAAUAUGGGUACAGAACAGCUACAUCUCGGCAUGGAUGUUGAUGGGAGGAGUUGCAGCAUCUCGUCUUGGAUUGUGGAUGUUUGAUUUAUCUGUUAUACAGCAAAUGCAGGAUCAUGUUCCUGAAUCUGAUCGUUGUAUUGUGGGAGGUGUCCAGAACUCACUUCAGUCUAUGUUGGAUUUGUUGACUUAUGUCAUGGGAAUAAUCAUCUCCAACCCACAGGAUUUUGGGGACUUGAUAAUCUUGUCAUUCUCAUUAGUAACACUAGCUGCAGUACUCUAUACUUUGCAUAUCUAUCGGGUUCGCAAGCACCUCUUUCACUUCGACAAGCUAUUUGACAAGCUAUUUUGAAGGAUCCACUGGCAUCAUAAGGAAAAGAAGCAGAAAGUUUGCAUUAUUGGAGUAAGUGAGUUGCCCAAGGAAAAAAAAUUGGAUGAUUUAAGGUCAUGUAGGGUAGUGAGUAGCGACUGGAGUUUCUCAUGGUUGGGCUAAGUUCAGACUGGGUCUACCCCAAGGACGAGACCAGUUGAUUGGUGUAGCUCCUCAAGGAAAUAUGGCCCUAGUAGAUUUGUGUUGUCGUCUGUAAUUUAGGAGAAAAUCUAUGAAAAUUUUGAAAGGUAUGGCAAAUGAUGCAGGUUUUAUUAAAUCAUCUCCAUUAAUGUGUAACUGAAAAUGAAUUAAAAUACAACCAAAUUAAGUCCUAAAUUCCAGUAACCCCUAUGCUAUUCCUCCACA
Macadamia integrifolia is the source of this 2138-nucleotide messenger RNA. RefSeq names its product solute carrier family 40 member 2-like. Gene Ontology annotation, molecular function: iron ion transmembrane transporter activity. Gene Ontology annotation, biological process: iron ion transmembrane transport. Lineage: Eukaryota; Viridiplantae; Streptophyta; Magnoliopsida; Proteales; Proteaceae. The coding region runs from base 273 to 1754 and encodes 493 amino acids. The transcript is spliced from 9 exons. The record is from RefSeq and is a predicted model, not a curated record. Gene Ontology annotation, cellular component: membrane.